Vanrija pseudolonga is the source of this 1508-nucleotide messenger RNA. It is a transcript of the gene zip1, whose product is annotated as Transcription factor zip1. Gene Ontology annotation, molecular function: RNA polymerase II transcription regulatory region sequence-specific DNA binding; DNA-binding transcription activator activity, RNA polymerase II-specific. NCBI's taxonomy places the organism in Eukaryota, Fungi, Basidiomycota, Tremellomycetes, Trichosporonales, Trichosporonaceae. Bases 536 to 1339 code for a protein of 267 amino acids. Gene Ontology annotation, cellular component: nucleus. Gene Ontology annotation, biological process: regulation of transcription by RNA polymerase II. The record is from RefSeq and is a predicted model, not a curated record. The transcript has 2 exons.
UCCCGCCCUCGGAUUGGGUCGCUGGGGGCCAAAUACCCAGCGGCUGCCAACCGAAAGGCCAAUUUCCGUGCUGACCGAGCCAACCACGGAGGAAAAGCUAACAGGACAUAGCUUGGUACCAGGCGGCACUCGCUGCUGCUGCAUCACAACGGCCCGCGGCUCCUUCCCUUCCCCCCCCACCAACCGCCGAGUCGACGCCUGCGCCUCCCCUCCCUCCGUCUCUCUCUCCCACACCAUCCACCGUCGACUAACCUGCAUCGCACAUUCUCCCUUUUCUCUUCCAUCCAUCCAUCCCUUCUUACCGUCACACAUCGCGACACACAAAAAAGGCGCAGACUGCGACCUAGGUAGCGACAGCGACGACAAGACCGACUCCGACAUCACAGCACUCGAACCGGUAAACCCACGACAACUCCGACUCCUCCUACCCAGGCCGGCUCCACCCAACAGUCUCCCUUAGGAUCCUUCUAUCCAUCCCAACACACCCCCUUCUCUUCUUUUCCGACCUUACCUCCCCUCGCUUUACUCCAUCAACAUGUACAGCGAGCUCCCCCGCCACCUCCAGGCGCUCAACACGAUCCCCUCCUCCUCGCCCCCUUCGUCGGCCCUCUCGGCGGAGCAGGAGGAGGCCUUCUGGUCGUUUAUGCACACCGACGAGCUCUUCUCCAACUUUGGCCUCGCUCCUUCUGCCUUCGAGUCCAAGCUUGAGAGCGAGCGCUCCAAGCAGGCUGCUACCACCUCGGCCGAGACCCCCGCUGCCGAGACGCCUGCUUCGUCCACCGACUCGAACAAGUCGGCGGACCACCCCACCCUCGAGUCGUUCCUUGCUACCUUUGCCGACGAGUCGGGUGCCGCCCCCGCCCUGCCCACCAACUACCUGCUGGCCAUCCCCCCCUACGCGUCGUCGUCUUCCGACUCGGCCCCUACCCCCGCCGCUUCGUCUGUCAAGCCCGCCGAUGUCCUCCCUGCCGCGCCUCCCGCCACCCCUGCCGGCACCGACUUUGACGAGCCUGAGCGUAUCACUGGCGCCAAGCGCUUGAAGCAGAUGGGUGCUGCCCCCGCCGAGAUUGAGGAGGACAAGAGGCGGCGAAACACCGAGGCGUCGGCUCGUUUCCGCGCCAAGAAGAAGGAGCGCGAGCAGGCUCUCGAGUUCCGUGCCAAGGAGCUCGAGGCCCAGGUCGCUACCCUCACUGCCGAGAAGGCUUCGCUCGAGAAGGAGAACAACCUUCUCAAGUUUAUUGUUGUCAACGGCAACGGCGGUGCCGGUGCCCCCGUCCAGGGAGCCGACGGUCUGCAGGCCGCCCUCGCCGCUCUCGGCAAGAGGAAACGAGAGGAGUAGGAGAAACGCUAGGAUUCGUUGUAGAUACUGCUCGUUGUCGCCGGAGUCGGAGUAAGCAGUGCGCGACUCUUUGCCCUCCUUAGCCCCCCCUUAGCCCUUAUAUCGUCUUGUUACCCCCCCCCCCCCCCGCCGCCGUGAGACAUGAUGUUAGACCUUUAAAAGCCCCUCA